AUGGGGACCACCGACCUACUACUUUCAGUCUUCGGGUGGACAUUUAUCCCCGACUUUGCCACUAAACACCUUCUCAAUUUCGUGUACUAUCAGUCCCCAUUUCGAAUUGUCGCUGCGCCUCCACCAGGUAGCCCAAAGCAUAGAAGACACUAUGCCAUCACAUACGCCGUGGUUAUUUUCUCUUACCUCUCCUACACCCUCUUUCAAUCUGCACGUACGAUGCCACCAAAUUUCUACCAGAUUUUGGGUGUCCCACCCGACGUGGACGAGAACGGACUCAAGUUCGCGUUCAGAGCGUUUGCAAAAAGGUAUCAUCCGGAUAAGCCGGGUGUGGGGAAGGACGGAGAACUGCUGUUCAUGUAUGUGAGGGAUGCCUUUGAGGCACUCAAGGACCCUGUGGUGCGCUUUGCUUAUGACAGGUUUGGACCCGACGUCCUAGGGUGGCGGAAUCAAUGUAAAACAACGCGCGAAUUCGUGCGGCAUGGUCUCUUGGUAUCGUCUGGAUACCAUAUUGUGGCCGGUAUCAUUUUGCUCUUCAUGUCCGCUAUAGGACGCCCUAGCGUCAUCUCCUUCUGGCGCUACGUCUUAUUCGCGGCUUUACUAGCUGGCGAAUUGUCCUUCAUCCUGUCACCAUUCCCCGCUUCGCAAUCAAGCAUCCAUCCUCCUUCCCCAUCCCUUUUCUCUUUCCUUGGUUCGUCUGUCCAACCAUCAGAAACCGCUGCCCUAUCGCUUGCCAGAAAUAUGGCGCCUAGGUCGUUCUUGCAAACCAUUUUCCCCAAUCGCAUCCCGUACCAGCACAUCCUAUUCCUGCACCAGGUCUUCAUGUUCAUGAGCGUCGCUGUCAGCAGGGUCUAUCCACGGUUCGUAACGAUGUUCAGUGAGGACGGAAGCGGGGAGUCGAAGCAACUCGAUGCCCUGGAGAAGGCGGUUUGGGAGAGGGUGUAUGGCACGCUCGCCAUCGCUGAUCGCGAAGCUUCCGUCAUAUUGCACACUGUUCUCCGUUCAAUCAUGCCUUCCAACUCACCUACGCCCGCGCAGCCAUAUCAUGACCCGACCCUAGCACGCAUGCACCCACUCUCCCCGAGUCAGACACUCGAGGCGCUGGAAAAAGUCUCACCUACAAUCAGAGACCUCAUUAUCGAAGCGAACAUCAAAAAUCAGACAGCGGGGCCGAUUGCAGUUGCAUGGGAUGCUGCCCUCCGCAAGGCGUUGGAUGCGCUCAUAUUAGAGGCCCGGACUAACAGCACCGCUGCUCAGGCGCAAACAAACAUGGACGGGGCUGGGGUAGCUGAGACCUCAAGCCCCACCGUCUCCGCUGCUGCUGUGCCAAUUACACCCCGCGCGAAGAACUUCUGGGAGAAAGACACUGCUUCCGAGGCCGAUGAUCUUGUCACACUCGUUUCUGAAAGCGACACGACGUUGGUGAAUAAGGGCUCGGAGUCGCGUCCUGCGAGUCCGCACAAGACUCUGGGUCGCGUGCCCUCGACGCCUCGCUUGGCCAGCGGAGGAAGUGGGAGGGUGAGUCCUACAAAGUCGCAUUCACCUGUGAGGAAGGCAUCCUUCGGGGGUGGAGCUGGAGAGUUUUGA
Psilocybe cubensis is the source of this 1587-nucleotide messenger RNA. RefSeq names its product Chaperone protein DnaJ. NCBI's taxonomy places the organism in Eukaryota, Fungi, Basidiomycota, Agaricomycetes, Agaricales, Agrocybaceae. Gene Ontology annotation, molecular function: protein-folding chaperone binding; misfolded protein binding. Gene Ontology annotation, cellular component: endoplasmic reticulum. The record is from RefSeq and is a predicted model, not a curated record. The transcript has 4 exons. The coding region runs from base 1 to 1587 and encodes 528 amino acids.